This is a messenger RNA of Symbiodinium sp. CCMP2592, 999 nucleotides long. NCBI's taxonomy places the organism in Eukaryota, Dinophyceae, Suessiales, Symbiodiniaceae. The record is from the annotation of a GenBank genome assembly.
AUGCGGCAGCAGCUCCGGCAGUUGCAGGAGGAGCAAAGCAAGUGCCAGGAGCGUUGCCAGGAUCUUGCGAAUCGCUUGGAGGCUGCCGAGGUUGAGCCUACCAAGGAGUGUUUGGCAAACGAUGACACUGCAAAGCAGGUGCAACCACAGCUGCAAGGGGAGAGAUGCAGCUACAAGGAGGCACGCUGCUUCCCGAUUUCAUCGGAAGACGUGGCAAGCAAGUCUGGGCUGCAGCAGGAGAAGGCAGUUCUGCAAGACAGGUGUGAGCAGCUCCUGCAGCAGCUUGCCAAAGCAGAGUCGAAGCAGGCUUUGCGGGAAGAGAUCGGCAUGUACAAAGAGUGCCUGCGUUGGCUGGAACGCCUGGUUGUUGAGACCAAGAAGAGCCAUCGCUUGGGCGGUGGCAUCUCGGAUCAUCCCUGCCUGAACCUUCGCGGCACAGCUCCCAGCGACACAGCCUUCGGUGAUGCCGAGAGGCUGGGGUACAGCCUUAUCGAGGAGGACCGAGCCUCUGUCCUGAGUGGGUCUUCCGGCUGCUCGGUGAAGCAGAACUGCUUCAUGCUGGAUGCCGUCUUCAAGAGCCGCAUGGAUUUCUUCCGCGAGGGGAGGGACCUCCAGAAAGGUGCGCAAGUCUUGGCGGGUGAUGGCAAGACUGUCCUGGAAGUGGUCGAGAUCUCGAAGGAAAGGCAAGCUACGGAAGUGGUCGACUCGCAGGCGGGUGCUGCAACACUGCGGGUGACUCCGGACCAUCCCGUGCAGAUUCCGGAUGAAAGUUGCGAACCGGGCGACUUCGUGAUGCUCGACUUGGGGGAGCAAAGGGCGCUCACCUGUGCAAUGGCGCAGUCCAUGGAGUGCGAGGAGAUCGUCUUCAAGCCCGACCUGCCUGCGGCCGUCUUGAGAGGCAACGACUCGGCCGAUCCGAUAGAUGGUGGAGCCUCGAUUCCCGACGCGGCGGCCGGCAAAUGCGAAAAACAUCUGUACCAGCACGGGUCGGCGUUCUGA